GAGAGAGAAAGUGAUAUACAGAGUGAAAGAGGUAGAUAAAGAGAAAGAGAGUUGAAUUUCCUCAAUGAUGCACAGCAUUCUCUCUAUCUCUUUCUCUUACACACACACUCCCUCUCUCUCUUUCUCUCUCUCGCUUUCACUCACUCUCUCUCACUCACUCCCUCUCUCUUUCUCUCUCUCUCACACACACACACACACACACACACACACACACACACUCACUCUCUCUCUCCUCUCUCAAUCCGGGAGGAUAAUGAGUGUAGAGCGGCGCGAGGAGCGGACCUGAAGGAAACCCGGAGAGCAGCUGAGUCCAGAUUCCGCUCCAGAUCUGUGCGCGCGGAGCUGAAGAGCCGAUGUGAGCGCGCUGCGUCCGGGAGAAGCGGACCUGAGGGAGACCCCGCGGCAUUCUUCCAGCAUGGCUUACCCUCAGGGCUUUCUGUACCAGCCCGCCGCCCCCCUCGCCCUCUACUCCUGCCACCCGCCCUACGGAGCGCGCGCCGAGGAGCUCGGCAGGUCCUCCUCGUCUUCUUCUUCAUCUUCUUCCUCCUCAUCUUCCUCUUCGUGUCCUUCUGGAUCUGCCUUCGCUCCGUACGCAGGAUCCGCGGCGUUCACGAGCCCUGCGCCCUUCAGCGCGCUCCAGUACGGAGCGGAACCGGCGGCGCUCUCCGCGUUCGUGGGCUCUCCGUAUGACCCCGGUCCAGGUGUGGGGGGCUCUGUGGUGUUCCCCCCGUACGGCGGCGCUCUGGGUCCGUUCCCGGCGCUGGACCCCGCUUACCGCAAGAACGCCACGCGCGACGCCACGGCCACCCUGAAGGCCUGGCUGAGCGAGCACAGGAAGAACCCGUACCCCACCAAGGGCGAGAAGAUCAUGCUGGCCAUCAUCACCAAGAUGACCCUCACACAGGUCUCCACCUGGUUCGCCAACGCCCGCAGGAGACUGAAGAAGGAGAACAAGAUGACCUGGUGCUCCCGGAGCAGGAGCGAGGACGAGGAGGAGGAGGAGAACAUCGACCUGGAGAAACACGAGGACGACGAGGAGCCCCUUAAAGCCAGCGAGACGACCCCCGAGCCCGGCAAGGAGUUCGGUGGUCUUCCUGUCAGCCCCGUGUCCAUGACGUGUGAGGGUCUCACUAACAGCCCCCCUACUGAAGCGGACCGUAUAAUAAUAGAGUCUGAGAAACGAGCCGCGUGCGCGUCCCCGCGGCCCACCGCAGCCCCCUCCCCCGAGCCUUCGGCUUCCACACAGCCCCCCGAGCCCGGACAUCCAGCGCAGCCCACGAACCCGCCCCCCAAACCCAAACUCUGGUCUCUGGCCGAGAUGGCCACUUCGGACAAGGGAAGCAGCGAGCGCGCGCAACCGUGCGUCCGCGCGCCCAGCCCCGCGCCCUUAUCGCCCCCCCGCGCGCCCCACUGCCCGUUCCCCCGGGUUCAGCACCUGUACUGCGCCCCCGCGGCCUUCUACCCCGCCUUCACGAACUACAGCCCCGCACACAGCCUGCCCCGCGCGCACGGAUUAAGAGCGGGGGUCGUGCUAAGGGAGAGCGCGCUCAGAGCCCCCACGACCACGGACACGCGCAGAGAGUCGGCCUUCGAGCACAGGAGGGGUGUUAAAUAGCCCCGCCCGCCCCCUGUCAGCUACUGCAUCUCCCAUUCCGCGAGGAGAACCGAGCUCUGUCCAGAACAGACUGAACAACAGAGCUGCGCGUGCGUGCGUGUGACUGACUGCGCGCGACUGUGUGUUUGUGCGCGAGGCCUUUUUGUAUUCAGAGGGGAGUUUUAUGAAAUGAUAUAAAGUUAUAAUAUUGCUUCUUCACUAAUCGAUAUCGAUCAGUCAGUGUAAAUGAGGAGGAGCUGAGCAGGAGGCCAAAGUAAACUGACUGCUUCACAAGAAAAAAUCCACAUUAAAGCUUUUAUGGACAUUGUCUGCCAUUCACAGAAUUUAUUAUUUCAUGUAUAAAAAGAAAAUGUCCUCGUUUUAUCUUUUUUUUUUUAUUUAUCUCAUGUGAGAUAAAUUAUAAGGAAUCAGAGAAUUUUAUAGACCAGCAUUUUUGAACCUACACUGUAAAAAAAAGUCAGGAGAAAAAAAAUGGGGAAAUAUUACAAAGUUGUUUUUUUUUUUUUUUACAGUGCAAUAUUUAUUCUCAGCAUAUGUCCACUGACUUCUUCAAUGAGCUAAGUGUGUUUUCAUUACAAAAAAUGUUUAAAUUAUUGUUUACAGUUAUAAACCAUAUGCUACAAUGAGACAGACACACAGCAAAUUUGUCAGUGUUAAAUAAACAAUGUGAGUGUAAAAAAGGUUAAAGUGUUUAUUUAACACUGGCAAAUUUACAUUGCAGAGAUUUGCUGGAGCAUUCCUUUAUUUUCUGCCAAAACAUAAUUACAGUGAAUGGAAAGGAUACUUAUCUACCUAUUCAGUAACAGAUUAGAUUGUUUGUAUGGCAAAUAAAUUCUACAUUGUUUGGUUUGACCUGACCAAUGGAGUGACAACACAUCUAUUCAGUAUAGUAGCCUUUGCUUUUUUCAUGUAAAAAACAGCUGCAUUUUAUAACAUAAUUUAGCAGAAUCUUCACAUCAAGUUUGAUGCGUUUUGCCUUCUGUGCUCUGUAAACAUAGCUCUCAUAAACUUCCACUAUUUCUUUUCUCUCCUAGCUGUCCACAUCAGUGCUCCUCUAAAAAGUGCUUAUUAGUGAGGGAGACUAUAGCUUGCGGUUGUUUGUGGACAUAAACAGAUUAGAAUUAACUUAGACAAUUUUCAGCUCUGCUCUGAGCAGUAUUUUCUUAAACCUUAAGGUUUGUGUUCUGCUUUGAAUAAGAUGAGAUGUCCCUCUGCCACACGGAUGUUUGACGCAACCAUGACAACAGAGCUCUGAUUGGUCAGCCAGAUUUAAAUGCAUCUUUAAUUUAAUUGAUGAGUCCAUCAAUUUUGGACUCGUGAAAGAAUCAUUUAUAUGCAUGUGUUUGUUUUCAAAACAAAUUAGGCUUGGUGUGAAUAGGCCUUAAUUUUACUGUUUUAAAAGGAGUUUUUUUUUUUUUUUACUAUCUCAGUAUAGCUAAAUGACUACAAAGUAAAGUAAUUUAGGGUGGAUUGAUGCAAAAUGUUUUUUUUUCUAGAGAAAUGAAGAGAUCCCAGACAUCCGAAGCACUUAACCUUACAGAAAAUGGUCUAACGGUCCAAUGCAUUAUUUUAUGAUUUUUUUGACUGUUCUGUUAUUGUUGUAUAAGGUGUAUAAGGUUCGGUUGUAAAAUGAGUUAUUAAUACAUAAAGAAAGGUAUGGUUUCCCAUACAGGAAUUAAACAUAGUAUUGGACUACACAACAUUUCAAAUAGAGAUUUCUAUUGAAAGGAAUAUAUAGUCUAUGAUUGAGCUUAAUCUGUGUCUGUUAAACUGCCCAAAAAGUUUAAAGCAGAUCCACUAUUUUACUGUAUUGAAAUUAUGCCUUGAAUUGGGUCACUUAUAUAAUUUCAAGUGUCACAUCAUCACCGUUCUUGUUCCUGGUAAAGUAAGAAAACUAAAUGCAAGUGUUUUUUUUUUUUUUCUGUGCUGCUACAGGACACACGCCUGAAAUCCGAACCCUACACUGUGACUACUGCUUUCUUUCUAAAUAAUGAGAACUCUCAUAACAUUC
Molecule: messenger RNA, 3626 nt
Organism: Astyanax mexicanus (Mexican tetra)
Lineage: Eukaryota; Metazoa; Chordata; Actinopteri; Characiformes; Acestrorhamphidae
Gene: irx5b
Product: iroquois homeobox 5b
Exons: 3
Coding region: 416-1615 (399 amino acids)
Biological process (GO): neuron differentiation; regulation of transcription by RNA polymerase II; cell development
Cellular component (GO): nucleus
Molecular function (GO): RNA polymerase II cis-regulatory region sequence-specific DNA binding; DNA-binding transcription factor activity, RNA polymerase II-specific
Source: RefSeq, a predicted model, not a curated record